UACAAAUCUGGGAUUUUGUUCCUAUAUGUUUUGAAUUGUUCUUGGGGCACAUGGAGGCUACCGAGUGGAAGAAACGUUAUGCGGGGAUUUCUUUGCUAGCAGUGAUUGCCGAGGAGUGCUCAGAUGAAAUGGUUAUGAGGAAAGACUGUUUGGACCAAGUUAUUGCCAUUAUUUUGAAGUCAUUCAAAGAUCCUCAUCCUCGAGUUUGUUGGGCAGCUUUUAAUUUUAUGCAGCAGCCUACAACUCUGGUCCAGACAAUGCAAAUUCUCUAUCAUUUGAAGAUUGUCUAUGCACUGGACGCUGCACUUGACCAACACCGGAACCCAACAGUCAAGGAACAAGUUGUCUCAGCUUUACAAUACUUGUUAAAGAAUGUUCCUUCAGAUAGCUUAAGAAUGCACACAGACUUGGAUACUAUAUUCUGGAAGUUGCAGAAAGAACCACAGAAAACCGAUCAGAAUGCGUCAGUUCUGAUCAUUAGGGAUCUGCAGCUAUAAGUACAAUGCGGAGAUACAAAUGAAAUGCUGCACUUUUUCUAGAGAUGAUAUGGAAAAGAUGGAAGAAAGAUAUGGUUGAAUUAGAAGAAAGAAGUUUGGAAUUUUGUUAAGAUAGAAUGAUGGUGAUCUAGAUGUAAUGGAAUAGAUGAUACGUUACUCAUCCUCCUUGCUCCUCCAGGAAUAUGGUCGGAAAAUAAUGACACCACCGCGAGUGGUGGUGCGCUGCCACUUGUGCCUCCAAAAGUGGUGGUGCAUGAAAAAUUCACCAGAAUUUCACUCUUUUUGCCAAAAGAGAUCGAACACAUGUAUUGAUAUACAUGGGU
Molecule: messenger RNA, 820 nt
Organism: Rosa chinensis
Lineage: Eukaryota; Viridiplantae; Streptophyta; Magnoliopsida; Rosales; Rosaceae
Product: importin subunit beta-3-like
Exons: 5
Coding region: 51-497 (148 amino acids)
Biological process (GO): protein import into nucleus
Cellular component (GO): cytoplasm; nucleus
Molecular function (GO): nuclear import signal receptor activity
Source: RefSeq, a predicted model, not a curated record